Messenger RNA from Ostreobium quekettii, 5916 nucleotides. The record is from the annotation of a GenBank genome assembly. NCBI's taxonomy places the organism in Eukaryota, Viridiplantae, Chlorophyta, Ulvophyceae, Bryopsidales, Ostreobiaceae.
AUGGCGUCCCUGUUUCGCCAUUUCUACCCUGAGGAUGGAGCGGCACUCUUUGCGUCCUUUACGGGUGGCUUGAGAUACAACCAAAAGAGCCUGGCACAUCUAAAACGGCAGCUGGAAAAGAUCGAUUCAUGUGAUGGCGUCUCCCAAUUGCUGACAGACGCUCAGACAGCAGAUGAAGGGACAGCAAGAAGAACAGCUUAUGAAGCACUUGCCACAGCUGUGUGCCAGGGGAAGGCACUCAUAACUUGCCACACCCAGGCGCUCAAUGUCAACAAGUUCUACACUGUUGGUGAGGUGGAGCUCAUCAUGAAAGAGGUGUUUGGUGCUCUCAGGUUGUUUUUGAAAGAGGGGGGGUUGCAAACCUUGGACCUCAGUGACAGAGUACCGCAACAAGAUGUGUGUCAUGACCGGAGGAUGCUGCAACGGGCCUUGGGCUACAUUCUGGGUAAAGAGGGGUGCACCUGCGAUGGAAUGUCUGGACUUGUUGCUGAGGAGCUGAGGCUCUCAAAGCGUGAGCACAGCAAACGCUUGAAGAAGCUUCUAGCCGCCGACAAGGACGUCUCUGUGGGACGAUCCUUGUCAUAUACUGUGUAUGCAGCCAGUUGGAAGGGUUCCAGUGUGGCAGUCAAGAUUUGGGCCGCAAAUGAGGAUGGCAGCGAUUUAGACGCUGAGACUUUUGCCCGAUUAUACACCAAGGUCAGUGCUGCUGCAUCAGUGAACUCUCCCUGUAUCACCAGACCUUACAGGAUUACCUGGUCAGGGAAGAUUAUGAUGGAGCUCGGAAAGUGUGGCAUGAUGUCCUGGUACAAGCGCCACAGAUCUUGGAACCUUAGACUGAAGCUACAGCUCCUUUGCAAGGCUGCAAUGGCACUGAUGGAGGCACAUGAUGGAGGCUUUGUGCACUGUGAUAUCAGGGCCGAAAAGUUCAUAGUCUUCAAAGAAGAUCCUGACAACCCUGAAAACGUGGAGCUGAAAAUAAGCAGCCUUGACCUGGAAGAUCCUGAAGACAUCACAGGAGGGAACGUCUUGCCAGUGACUGAUGAGGUGGCGUGGGUGGCUCCUGAGGUACUGGUUGGGAAGCCACUCAGUGUUCAAAGCAAUGUAUACAGCUUUGGUAUUGUCAUCCAUGAGCUGAUUUCUGAAGCUCAGCCAUAUGGCAAUGUCCCAAGGGAGAAGAUUUUGGAGCUGAAGAAAGAGGGGCAUGCCCCCUGGGCCUUGGCUGAGAAUUGCCCCAAGGAGCUGAUGACGCUCAUUUCGGACUGCUGUUCCGACACCCCUUUAAAAAGGCCAACAUCAGUGGAGAUCGUUUGUCAGCGACUGACAAAGCUGCUGCAUUCUUAUGCCCUUCCCAAGACUGCCCCAUCAAAGAAAACCGUGAAAUUUGAGGAGUUGUUGGACGCAAAAUACAAUAAGAGAAUAAUGGGCUUCCUUAACCAGCAACUGCAAAAGUUUCAGGAUUUGGAUAGUCCGCUUGGGGCGACGCAGGAGACAUUGAGUAAGUUGGAAAGUGCUGUGAAAAUUGGAGAGAGGCUCAUUGACAAGCAUAGAAAGGAUGUGAACAUACAGACAUUCUACCAGAGUGUUGAAGCAAGAACUUUCACAGAGGUGUACGUAUGCAACCCUCUUUUUGACGUUGCAAGAGAGUGGAAGAUGGAGGACAAGCUCAAGGUUGAGACGAAAGUGCCACAGGCAGCAGUUGACAAAGACAGAGAAGAAUUGUCCCAGAUGCUCGAAUAUGUUCUCAUGGGAAAUUGUGCAGGAGAUCGUGAUGUACCCAAUGAAUGGAAGAGCUGUAGGGAGGGGCAUCUUGAUCGUAUGCAACAUUUGGAUGAAGUGGACGAUGAAGAUGUGAACGAAGGAGUGCUUGUCGGCGAGGGUGGAUUUAGUGCUGUUCAUGAAUGCAGCUGGAAUGGACAGCGGGCAGCUGUGAAGAGAUUGAGCAAUGUGGUUGGGAAGACAAAGAUUGAAUGUCAGGCAGACCUUUUGAAGGAUGCACUCAUCCAGGGUGCACUCUGGGAUCAGCAUGUUCCAAAAUUGAUUGGGAUUUCCAAGUCAGGUUGGCUGCUAAUGGAACUGGCAGAUGGGGAUCUCAGUACUCUUUGCAAACAAAAUCGCCUGAAAUGGCCUUCACAGCUGGGGAUCUUACUGCAGGCAGCAAGAAGAUUGAGGUAUAUGCACAGUAGAGAUCCUCGCAUGGUGCAUUGUGACGUGAAGAGUUCCAAUUUCCUAGUGUUUGGAACUGAUCCGAAAACAUGCACCAUCAAAAUAGCUGACUUUGGGCUCUCGAGUGCAGUCACAAUGACCAGGUGCAACACAGCCCGUAGACCAGAGGGCACGCCUCUGUAUGUAGCACCAGAGCUGUACAACAACGAGGUUCUUUCUCUCGCUUCAGAUGUGUACAGCUUCGGAAUUGUUAUGUAUGAAGUCAUCACUGGAAGGGUGCCGUUUGGUGGAGUCCACUGCAAUCAACACAGCAUCAUGAAGAAGAAACUGGACGGGGUUGAGCCCUGUGUUAUUGAAGAGAGCGACUGCCCGAAAGACAUGCAUGAGCUGAUGAAAGAAUGCUGCAAAGUUGAUCCUCAAGGAAGGCCCAAGAUUGCAGAUGUUUGCAGGCGCCUCACUGAAAUGAAGCAACGCUAUGAGGGCAUUUGUGAACAGGAACAGCCCAGGAGCCAAGGGGCAUUAUACAACGUGAAGAUCAUGCACUUCUUGGAUGCCCAGCUGAAGAAGCUGGAGGGCUUGCACAAGCCUGCUGGUGCUACACCGAAUCAGGUGGCCGACUUUGACAAGCAGCUUGAGAUUGGCAGGUGCAUGAUUGUGAAGCAUGCCACCUGCUUUGACAUUCGGGAUUUCUACUCAACCAGGGAUGCCUGCAACACUGUGCAGAAGAUCUGUGCAUGCCUGAAGGAGUUGCUGCAGCUGUGGGGCUGGCAAGGGGAGAUAGAUUUGCAGGAUGAGAUACCAAGGGAGGACAUUCAAGACGAUGAGGAUCUCUUUCUCAAGCUCCUGGAUUUCGUGCUGAAGGAUAUACCAUGCAGUGUUGGGCAGGAUUUGAUGUGUCGCUGGGAGGACAUCCAGGAGCACCACAAGGAGAGCAUGAAGCUGGUGAAGGUCAUCGAUGAGAAGGAGCUCCAGAUGGGAGACAAGGUUUGCAAUGGUCAGGGUGCAGUGUAUUUGGCAAAGUGGAGGUCAGUCAGUGUGGCUGUGAAGAUGCGCAGGAGGUGGAAUGCAGGGCAGGGUGGCGACCUGCACAUCGAGUCCUUUGCGGAGUUUAUCAAGGAGAUAAUCUUUCAUGCCGGCGUCAAUGACCAACCACACAUUGUCGAACUCCUGGCUGUCACGACCUCAGGGUGGAUGGUAAUGGAACAGGCAUACUGUAGCCUGCGCACGCUGUGCCUUGCUGACAAUGGGCUGGCCUGGGGCCCCAAGGUCAGACUGCUUCGUGAGGGAAGUGCAGGGCUUGCAUUCUUACACUCUCAGGGGCGGAUGCAUCAAAACAUCAAGCUGCAGAAUUUCCUCAUGUUCGGCACUGACCCAGAGACUGACCCUCUGAAGAUCAGCGAUUUCAAUGUCUUUGAUACUGAGGGAGUAAUCCAAGACGAUACCUUGAUCAGCAUGGGGAGGUUCAACAGUGACUCGCUGCAGUACAUUGCCCCUGAGUUCUUCCACGGGAAGUCUGCCAGCUUCAAGUCGGACGUUUACGCUUGUGGGAUUCUGUGUUACGAGUUCAUCAGCAGGCAGAAGCCGUAUGGAGGGCAGGGAGUCAACCAGUACGUGAUCAUGAGGAAGAAGCUCUACGGGGAGCCACCGUGCCAGGUUCACGCCAAAGACUGCCCACCAGCAGCUCUGGAGCUCAUGAAGAGGUGCUGCGCCAUCGAGCCAGAGGCCAGGCCAACUAUGGAAGAGGUGAAAAACACCUGGCUGCAACUGCCUGCGGAGUGGGUCUUUGAGGAGCACACUGCUGGCGAGACUGAUGAAACAACAUCAAGACAGACAGUGAUGACAGAGCAGGAUGGCGUGGUGCCCACACUCCAGGAGGAAGGGGGACAGGAGGGAAGGGUGGACAGAGGCACCAUUGAUGAACGGGCUAGCAGGAUGAACAUCUCCCUCACGCUCAUCCUGCUGCAAGAUUUGCGAAGAACUUUUGAAUCCUCAGAGAUCACCCACGAAGCAAGGGAGGGACUGCUGAUGCACACUGUGGCGCUCACAGAGGCACUGUGGGAGGUCCAGAAACGCAGUUCGCAGAACGAGCUGGGAGGUUGCAAGGGGGCACUGGAGGAAAUGCACAACCGGCUGUGCAGCACAGAGGUGGCAAUGAAGGUCCUGAAGGAGAGGGGCUCGCUGUCACUGAGUGAUGCCUCUGAGGACAUAUCCUGUGAUCUAGAGAGAGUGCAAGUGGGCAUCAGCGAAGCCAUUCAGUCAUUGCAGUUAGUCCUGCACGCACCCCUACAAGGAAGCGGGACACCUGGAUCCUCAUACAGCACAAUGGAAACAGGCAUUUCUGCUCUCUACAGUGACCUGAUGUCGAAGUUCGGUUUUCCAGUCGAUGUGUCGGCAGAAUAUGAUCGCCACUCAGCGUCAACCCCAGAGCCUCAAAGAGCGAGCACUGGCGAUGGAGAUCAGGGCACUGUUGACUCUUCCAUGCAGUACUUUAGGUACAAUCGGAACUGCAUGGAAUUCCUACAGAGGCAGAUGACAGAGGCCAAGAAAGCUGUGUUACCCGGCCACUAUACCAAGGUGGUGAAAAUCGACGACAGACCAGAAGAUGAGGAAAGUCCCGCCUCUUGCAACAAAGAAUUUGAACAUGCAUUGAACCUUGGUGGGGCGUUGAUUGGUCGACAUGCCAAGAAGUUUGACUUGGUAAAUUUCUACACUGCCACUGAGGCACGAGAGGUUACACAGGCGAUCUGCAAAAUCCUGAAGGCGUGCAUAGAAUGGUGGAAUGUGGAGGGUGUGGAGAUCCUGGACAGGGUGCCACAAGAUGCAGUGGAGGAAGAUGAGAAGACCCUGGAUAGGUAUCUUGGCUGCAUUCUGGGUACAGAAGAGGAAUCGAUCUUCGAAGGUAUGCCUGCUGAUAUUCAGAAAGAGUGGGAGCAGGCAAAACAAGAGCACAACAACCGGUUACGGAGUCUAAAGAUUGUAAUGGACACAGAUAUCGGGCCACCACAGCAUCAAUUGUCUGGUUCUGUGUAUGUGGCAACUUACAGGGGCAGGGAGCAUGCAGUGAAGAGUGGCAAUCGAAUGGACAACGUUGCAUUCGCGAGGUUCUAUAGUGAGGCAGCGGUGAUGGAGCUUAUACGUUCGCCAUCCGUUGCCCGCCUGUUUGCUGUGACUCGUUCAGGAAAGCUUGUGAUGGAAAAAGGGGAGAUGGACAUCAUGACAUGGUUCUGGCAGCACAGGUCGGGGGGGCUGAAGUUGAAGCUUAGGCUGCUGCGUGACGCGGCACAAAGCUUGAGUGAUGUCCACUACGCGGGGCUUGUGCACCGUGACAUCCGCACCAAGAAGUUUGUUGUGUUUGGCUACGGCCUGCCCGAGGUGAAGUUGGUAGGGCUUGGCAAGGCGUCCACCGGCAACAUCACAGGGAAGAACACUGUGAGGAAGCAUGGCAAGAUCACGUUUGCUGCCCCUGAAAUCUUUGAGGAGAAGCCGUGUGACACGAAGAGUGACAUAUACAGUUUCGGCAUCGUGAUGUACGAAAUGAUAGGGGAGACCUUGCCCUAUGGCAGGGGCACCACAGAUGCACAAGUGAUGCGGAUGAAGAGAAAUGGUGGACUCUGUGCAGAAGCUGCACGCAAUGAUCGACGAAGUUGGCAAAAUGCUGCCGUAUAUCAGAUACAACGUGCAAACGCUGGGCUUUUUGUACUCUUGCAUGACAAAGGCAAAGAGCAUGGACGAGAUUCCAACGAGUCCAAAUGA